CCCCCAAAUGUCAGGACGGUACAGAUAUCCCCCCAAAUGUCAGGACAGGACAGAUAUCCCCCAAAUGUCAGGACGGUACAGAUAUCCCCCAAAUGUCAGGACGGUACAGAUAUCCCCCAAAAUGUCAGGACGGUACAGAUAUCCCCCAAAUGUCAGAACGGUAACAGAUAUCCCCCAAAUGUCAGAACGGACAGAUAUCCCCCAAAUGACCCUUUUAUUGCAGACAGUAGACAGUCCGACGUACUUCAUAAGCGGCAUGGCGAGUUUUUGGAAGUUGUAUUUUGUCAUA
Messenger RNA from Staurois parvus, 289 nucleotides. The record is from the annotation of a GenBank genome assembly. Lineage: Eukaryota; Metazoa; Chordata; Amphibia; Anura; Ranidae.